Molecule: messenger RNA, 1720 nt
Organism: Gadus morhua (Atlantic cod)
Lineage: Eukaryota; Metazoa; Chordata; Actinopteri; Gadiformes; Gadidae
Gene: tada2a
Product: transcriptional adaptor 2A
Exons: 15
Coding region: 108-1445 (445 amino acids)
Biological process (GO): regulation of transcription by RNA polymerase II; chromatin remodeling
Cellular component (GO): nucleus; SAGA-type complex
Molecular function (GO): protein binding; transcription coactivator activity; zinc ion binding
Source: RefSeq, a predicted model, not a curated record
GCCUCGUCUAGUUAUGUCUUCUUUCUAGGUCUGCACGUCAAGUUGGAAAAAUCGAUAGAAACGAAAACAUCGACUCUGGCUUGGCAAUUGUAGUUCUAACCUUACCCAUGGAUCGCUUAGCAUCUUUUGGAAGUGAUCCUUUUGACAAGCCUCCAUGCAGGGGCUGUUCGUCUUACCUCACCGAGCCCUACAUAAAGUGUGCAGAGUGCGGUCCCUCGCCCUUCCUGCUAUGCCUACAGUGUUUCACCAAGGGAUUUGAGUAUAAAAAACACGAGAGCGAUCAUAAAUAUGAAAUCAUGACAUCAGAUUUUCCUGUGUUGGACCCUGGGUGGACAGCCCAGGAGGAGAUGUCUCUCUUGGAGGCCGUGAUGGACUGUGGCUUUGGCAAUUGGCAGGAUGUGGCGUAUCAGAUGCGUUCUAAAAGCAAAGAGGAGUGCGAGAGCCACUACAUGAAGAACUUCAUCAACAACCCCCUGUUCUCCUCCACCUUGCUCAGCCUGCGACAGAUCGAGGAGUCUCGCUCCGCGGACGGAGCCAUCGCCUUCAAACCCACAGAGGACCCCCCCAGGCCCACGUUUGACUCGGUUCUGUCCAGGGACAUGGCGGGAUACAUGCCUGCCAGGGCAGACUUCAUGGAGGAGUUUGACAACUACGCUGAAUGGGAUCUGAAAGAUAUUGACUUUGUGGACGAUGACUCGGACGUCUUGCACUCUUUAAAGGUUGCAGUCGUGGAUAUAUAUCACUCACGACUAAAGGAAAGACAGCGCAGGAAGAAAAUCGUCCGAGACCACGGGCUGAUAAACCUACGGAAAUUCCAGAUGCUGGAGCGCUGCUACCCGAAGGAGGUGCAGGAGCUCUACGACGUCAUGAGGAGGUUCGCCCGGGUGGCCGGCCCCACCGAGCACGACAAGUUCAUCGAGAGCCACGCCCUGGAGUUUGAGCUGAGGAGGGAGAUACGCAGACUGCAGGAGUACAGGAAGGCAGGGAUCCAGUCCUUCUGCAGUGCCAAGGUGUACGAGCGGGUGAAGCGCGUGCGUGAGGACGAGCGCAGGAAGCGGACCAUGCUGUGUGAUGUCCUGCAGUACAUCCAAGAUGGCCGAGCCUGCCAGCAGUGGCUCAGUAAACAGGCCGCCAUAGACUCUGGCAUCACUCCUGUUGUCACCACCAUCACCAUGUCAACAACGGGCAGGAGGAGCGCCCCCCCGCUGAACCUCACGGGCCUCCCCGGGACCGAGAAGCUGAACGAGAGGGAGAAGGAGCUGUGCCAGGUGGUGCGUUUGGUGCCGGGGGCCUACCUGGAGUACAAGCAGGCCCUGCUCAGCGAGUGCCGGCGCCAGGGGGGCCUGCGGCUGGCCCAGGCCCGCUCGCUCAUCAAGAUCGACGUCAACAAGACGCGCAAGAUCUACGACUUCCUCAUCCGCGAGGGCUGCAUCAACAAGGCCUAGCGGGACGGCGGCGGCCAAGCAGAACGGCGCGCGACGUGGACGGGCGGGCGGGGUGGAGGCGGAGUGCUGAUCCGUGUGCUGAUGUGUCUCGUUGUGGCGUUCGCCGUCGGAAACGGUUUAUCAGUGAUGGAGUCUUUAUGUUUGUAUUUUGUGAUGGUGGACACUACUAUUUUGUACAGUGCUCUUUGUACAGUCCUGUUCUGUACUGUGUGUGGUAUGCAUUUGAGGUUGUCUUUGUUGCUCCUCUAAUAAAACUGCUUUUUGUUUUUCUGUAA